Molecule: messenger RNA, 2783 nt
Organism: Rhopilema esculentum
Lineage: Eukaryota; Metazoa; Cnidaria; Scyphozoa; Rhizostomeae; Rhizostomatidae
Product: zinc finger protein ZPR1
Cellular component (GO): nucleus
Molecular function (GO): zinc ion binding
Source: RefSeq, a predicted model, not a curated record
UCAAUGCUACCACCUUUACCUAACAUGAAGCUUCUGGAAAUUGUGCACGAUUUGCACGUUGGUAAAAGUCGAAGCGGUAAAAAUCCUAAAAUCACGUUUUAGGCCAGGGAUAGAAAGUAAACCUUGGAACUGACAUAUUACCAAGGUAUUGGAGUUAAUAUCCUAGAUAAUUAAAGUCUGUUUUUUAAUACGAUGGCCUUAGAGAGCACAGACGAAAAGUCCCAGAACGUUCCUUUAUUCAGAAACCUUACUGCUGAUGAUGAAGAUCAAGAAGCCAGCGUAAUCCAAAGCAUGUGUACAAGUUGCGAGAGAGAGGGUACAACAAGACUGCUUUUUACAAAGAUACCUUUCUUUAAAGAAAUUAUUCUAAUUUCAUUUGAAUGCCCCCAUUGUGGUAACAAGAAUAAUGAGAUCCAAUCAGCUGGACCAAUUCAAGAUAAAGGCAGUCGAAUUACAACAAAAAUCACAGGCCUAAAGGAUUUAAAUCGGCAAGUUGUCAAGCAGUCAUCGGCCUCGUUUCGAAUACCUGAACUCGAUCUGGAGUCAGAGGCUUUCAGCCAAAAAGGAGCGUUAACGACUGUUGAAGGGGUUUUGCAGAAUGUGAUUGACGGGCUGGAACAGCAGCAGAAGAUUCGAAAGGUCACUGACAAAGAAACAGCAGCAAAAAUUGAGGCGUUUAUAGAGAAAGUGAAGGUAUACCAACGCGGCGAGAAAGAGUUCACUUUGAUCAUAGAAGAUAUAUCCGGUAAUAGUUAUGUUGAGAACCCGCAUGCCCCUGGUAAUGAUCCGAAUACGAAAACAGAACUUUUCAGUAGAACUACAGAUCAGAACGAAAAACUUGGGUUUUUCGAAACGACACCAGAGGAUCCAGAAGUCGAACAAGAAUCUGAACCAAAACCAGAAGAAUCACAACCGCUUGAUUUGAAAGAGGAGGUGUUACAGUUUCCCUGCAACUGCCACAACUGCAACUCACCAGCAGUUACAAACAUGAAAAUUGUUCAAAUACCUCAUUUCAAAGAAGUGAUUAUUAUGGCUACCAAUUGUGACAAAUGCGGUUACCGAACGAACGAAGUUAAAUCUGGAGGCGGGGUGGAGCCAUGUGGUGUGAAAAUUACCUUAAAAAUGACAGAUGCUUCAGAUCUGAACAGAGAUGUGCUCAAGUCUGAAACAUGCCAAGUGAUGAUUCCUGAGUUGGACUUUGAAGUUGGUUCCGGGUCGAUUGGUGGACGGUUUACGACAGUCGAAGGUUUGCUGACGUCAAUAAAAGAACAGCUAGAGACAUCAUGUCCUUUCUUCACUGGUGAUAGUGCUGUUUCAGAUAGCAAACAACAAAUGAAAGAAUUUGUCGGAAAACUAGACCAGAUCAUACAAGGUGAAAACUUUGUAACAAUUGUUCUAGAUGAUCCGGUGGGAAACAGUUACAUCCAGAAUGUAUAUGCUCCAGACCCCGACCCUGAAAUGACAGUUGAAAAAUACGAGAGAACAUUUCAGCAAAACGAAGAAUAUGGUUUAAAUGACAUGAAAGUAUAAUUCUGUGAAACACAAGGUACGAUGUAUACCCAGAUGACAGCACUACUUUACUUUUGUCUAAAGAUUUUAUUCAACUAAAGAACGACCUGAAUGAUGAUAUUCGAAAUUAGCUACAAUAUUUACAAUAUUACAUUUAAGAGUAGUUUGUGUCUAUCAGAUAAUAGAAAUUAAGGCAUACUGUGCAUAUGUCCUACAUUUUCAAAAUAGGUUUUGGUAGUGUAAAAUUUGAAAAUUUCUCAGAAAAACGAAAACGUUCUUUUUGCUCGACUGACCUAAGGGUAUAAACAGCGGAUAACGAAGGUGAGCAGGAAUUUAUACCGAGAUUUGGAUCAAAAGUAAUGCAAUUUUAGCGAUCCAGCAAGGAAAAACGACCCGAGGAUUAAGAGAAUGCUACGUCUUUGGAAUACUCACCUGGAUCAAGGGAACUUGACUCACUUCCCAACUUUGCAGAAACAGCAGCCUGUCGAUGUGUCCAUGUAUGCAUCUUUCCUUGGUGACCUUCGCAUGCAGUUUAAUGAUCGGUGUCAGUCAGUGCAGUGUCAACGCAAAAACUUCAAGCUGUUUACUGCACUAUUUGAAAUUGCCUCUGAAAUUCUUCAAAUGGAGUUGAUCGAGCUGCAGGGUACCAGUGAAUUGAAACUGAAAAACAAGGAAACUAAUCUCACCCAGUUUUAUAAAGAUAAUCUCUAGGAUGGGUGUUUAAAUCUAGGUCUGGUGACUAAUGCCAAGAAGAUGUAUUGCAUGUUUAGAAGUACUUAUCUUUGCGAAAGUCUCUUCUCAAAGAUGAAGUAUGCGUCAAGAGUCGACUGCGAUCUUGAAUGACUGACUGAUCAGCACCUUGAAGGCAACAUGCGGCUGUCAACAUCAACAAUUUUGCCAAAUAUGGAGAAGUUGGCCAAGAACAUGCAGCAUCAACUUGCGUAUUCAAGGCCCGCGCCACCGGGGGGGGGGGCGGGGGUCAUGCUCCCCUUCACUUUUGCGAAGCAAGUAGUUUUAAAGCUGCAGUAACGUGUGUAAGAAGCCUUCGCCUCCUACUUUUUUAGCCUUAGCCCCCCACUUCCAAACUCAUGGCGCAAGCCCUGGUAUUAGCUUCUUGUAACAAACUGAACAGUGAUCAUGUACUUUACAUCUGUCUUUGUAUUCACGUGCUGCUUCCAAGUUGAAGUACAUUUAAUGAUAAAUACAAUUUUAUUGAUUAGAUUAGUAGUUAGUUAGAAUGAGUAUAUAUUAAAAUUAUAAUGUAUUUUGAGUUG